Molecule: messenger RNA, 1250 nt
Organism: Gadus macrocephalus (Pacific cod)
Lineage: Eukaryota; Metazoa; Chordata; Actinopteri; Gadiformes; Gadidae
Product: E3 ubiquitin-protein ligase TRIM47-like
Exons: 7
Coding region: 153-1250 (365 amino acids)
Molecular function (GO): zinc ion binding
Source: RefSeq, a predicted model, not a curated record
GAGGAGGAGAGGAGAGGACGUCAUAUUGAGGAAACAAAUGUCAAGGUUCAUAGAAACCAAAGUCGAUCGACGGGAAGCAGUUCUCUCUUUCAGGAGGAAAAUAAAUCGGAUUUUGGAACAAAUAGUCUGACAGACAGAAACAACAACAAGGAAUGGCCUCUGCUACUUCCUGGUCUGAAGAUAACUUUUUAUGUUCCAUCUGUCUGGAUGUGUUCAGCAGCCCCGUUUUCACCCCAUGUGGACACAACUUCUGCAGAAUCUGUAUUACAAAGUUCUGGGAUGAACAAGUCCAGUACAAAUGUCCUGUUUGCAACGAGCUCUUCCACACUAGACCUGAUGUACGGGUCAAUACCUUCAUAUCAGAGCUGGCUGCUCAGUUUAAAACGUCUGUAGGAUUAAAAGAGCAGCCUUGUGUUGAACCAGGAGAAGUUCCCUGUGACGUCUGUACUGGGACCCAGCUGAAGGCUGUGAAGUCCUGCCUUGAGUGUUUUACCUCUUACUGCCACACCCACCUGGAGCCACAUCAGAGAGUCAGAGGCCUGAAGAAACAUCGACUGGUCGAGCCAAUGGAUGGUCUAGAAGAAAGGAUGUGUAAGAAACAUGAGCGACUUCUGGAGCUCUUCUGCAGGACUGAACAGGAGUGUGUCUGUCAGUUCUGCACAGAGGGUGACCACAGGUCCCAUCCUGUUGUACCUCUAAAGGAGGAAUAUGAAUUGAAGAUGGCCCAGCUGGCAAAGAUAGAGGAGAUGAUCCAGGAGAGAAAACUAAAGAUUAAGGAGAUAGCCUUCAGAUCCCUGAAAGAUCCUCCACCCAGGUACCGGAAGAUGGUGGCGGCCCGUCCUCCGUCAUACGUCGAGACCUUGAAGAGCUCUCUGGAUCAGCUGGAGGAGACACUGAACAUGGAGAUAAGGAAGCUGUGGGGUCCUGCUGAGCUGAAGAGGGUCCAACAGUAUGAAAAAGAUGUGACUCUGGAUCCUGAUACAGCUCAUCCUCUGCUCACCGUGUCUGAGGAUGGGAAACAAGGCUUCUAUUCAGGGAAACCUUACUUUGAGGUCCAGGUUAAAGGCAAGUCUUCAUGGCGUUUAGGUGUGGCCGGACACAGGCCCGCGGCGCAGAUGGCCAGGCAGAGAGAUGGCAGGGAGCUGGGAGUGAUGGCUGUAGGGGAUGGGUCGCUGCUCGCUGUGUACGUGAACUUCUGCAUGGCUCUGAAACAGCUGGCAGAAUGGACCCAGCCGCUCUUCUCUGGGUAG